Molecule: messenger RNA, 1710 nt
Organism: Exophiala bonariae
Lineage: Eukaryota; Fungi; Ascomycota; Eurotiomycetes; Chaetothyriales; Herpotrichiellaceae
Exons: 1
Coding region: 1-1710 (569 amino acids)
Cellular component (GO): cytoplasm
Molecular function (GO): sulfuric ester hydrolase activity
Source: RefSeq, a predicted model, not a curated record
AUGGGUUCUUACGACCCUCUUCCUGCUUCUCCUCCCACUUCACCGCCCAAUGGUUUCAAUGGUCAACAAGAUGGUUAUUCUACCCCGCUGUUUGUUCAGCAGCCAAACAUUCUAUUCAUCAUGGCGGAUCAACUGGCUGCUCCUUUGUUGAAGAUGCACAAUCCAAAAUCCCAGAUCAAGACUCCCAAUCUUGACAAAUUGGCAGAACGAUCAGUUGUUUUCGACUCUGCCUACUGCAACUCACCAUUGUGUGCCCCAUCGCGCAUGUGUCUUAUGAGUGGUCAACUGCCGUCGAAGAUCAAGUCGUAUGACAACGCUUCUUCAAUUGGUUCUGACACUCCAACUUAUGCCCACUACCUUCGUGCGGCUGGCUAUGAGACCACCCUGGCAGGGAAGAUGCACUUCAUUGGAGACCAGCUUCAUGGUUAUGAGAAUCGCUUGACUGCUGAUAUCUACCCGGGAGACUAUGGCUGGGCGGUGAAUUGGGAUGAACCAGAUCGGAGAUUGGAGUGGUACCACAAUAGUAGUUCCAUCCUGCAAGCAGGACCAUGUGUGCGGACCAACCAAUUAGACUAUGAUGAAGAAGUUCUUUAUAAGUCCAAACAGUACCUCUAUGACUAUGCUAGAGCGGCCCCCGGAAAGCGGCCAUUUGCUCUCACGGUCUCAUUCACCCACCCUCAUGACCCAUAUGCGAUCGAGGACAAAUAUUGGGAUCUCUACGAAGGCGUUGACAUUGAUCUUCCAGACGUUAGAAUCAACGAAGAGGACCAAGACCCUCACAGCAAGCGUCUGAUGCAUGUUUGUGAUCUCAAAGGUUACAACUUCACCGAUGAGCAAAUCAAGCGUGCCAGACGCGCCUAUUAUGGUGCCGUCAGCUACAUCGAUGACAAUAUUGGUCAAUUGCUCGAGGUUUUGAAGAAGUGUGGCAUGGACGAAAACACCAUUGUCAUGUUUUCUGGUGACCACGGUGAUAUGCUAGGCGAGCGCAAUCUGUGGUACAAGAUGUCCUACUUUGAGAACUCCGUGCGAGUACCUAUGCUCAUCAGCCACCCUAAGCAAUUCAACCCUCAUCGCGUCUCUCAGAAUGUCUCGACCCUAGAUUUGAUGCCCACUCUGGUGGAUCUCAUCGGCGCCAAGCUGGUUCCUGGUCUACCCAUGGAUGGCGUAUCGCUGAUCCCUCAUCUGUAUGGCAUUGGUGGUCACGACACCGUCUUUGCAGAAUACAUGGGUGAGGGCACGGCAGCACCGUUGAUGAUGAUCAGGCGUGGGGACUGGAAAUACAUCACCUGUCCAGUCGAUCCACCACAGCUGUUCAACCUACGAAAGGACCCCAAGGAGCUGGAAAACCUAGCUACAAGCCUGGAUCCAGAGACCAGGGCAGUCUUUCAAGCCUUCGAGGCAGAGGCGUCCAGGAAAUGGGACUUCAACGCCAUCACCCAAGAUGUCCUACACACCCAACGCCAGCGUCGAUUCGUGUGGAGUGCUCUCACCCAAGGCCGUUUCGAGAGCUGGGACUGGAAGGGCAAUGAAGACGGGCGUACCAAGUACAUCCGCUCACAAAUUCCUCUGGAUGAACUCGAGCGAAGAGCUAGAUAUCCCAUCCACAGCACCGUCCCAGCAGAAAUCGCCGUCACGUCCAAAUCCGAGUUGGUCGUCCGCCAGCCACAACACCUUGUCAACUUGGCCACCGAACCGGUCCAUUAUCGCUAA